Messenger RNA from Branchiostoma belcheri (Belcher's lancelet), 1479 nucleotides. RefSeq lists its product as uncharacterized. The record is from RefSeq and is a predicted model, not a curated record. Gene Ontology annotation, molecular function: signaling receptor binding. The transcript has 7 exons. Bases 1 to 1479 code for a protein of 492 amino acids. NCBI's taxonomy places the organism in Eukaryota, Metazoa, Chordata, Leptocardii, Amphioxiformes, Branchiostomatidae. Gene Ontology annotation, cellular component: endomembrane system.
AUGACAAGUGGUCAUGAUCAGACAGGACAGGAUCAGUCUAAUACCAUCACUGAAUCCAACAUGAUCAGCACAGCUACACUAGUGACCAAUGAUCAUUAUCAGACAGGCAGGUCUCAGACCAUCACUGAAUCCAACACACACACAAUCACCACAGCUACUGCAAUGACCAGUGGUCAUGAUCAGACAGGGCAGGGCCCGUCUAAGGCCAACAAUGAAUCCAACACACACACCACAGCUACUGUAAUGACCAGUGGUCAUGAUCAGACAGGACAGGACCAGUCUAAUACCAUCACUGAAUCCAACACAAACACCACAGCUACUGUAAUGACAAAUAAUGGUCAUCACCAGUAUGGAAAUGUUGACAACCAGAAUGUUAAGACAGUGCAGGGCCCGUCUAAGGCCAACAAUGAAUCCAACACACACACCACAGCUACUGUAAUGACCAGUGGUCAAGAUCAGACAGGGCAGGACCAGUCUAAUACCAUCACUGAAUCCAACACAAACACCACAGCUACUGUAAUGACAAAUAAUGGUCAUCACCAGUAUGGAAAUGUUGACAACCAGAAUGUUAAGACAGUGCAGGGCCCGUCUAAGGCCAACAAUGAAUCCAACACACACACCACAGCUACUGCAAUGACCAGUGGUCAUGAUCAGACAGGGCAGGAGAGGGGUCAGUCGCAGACCAUUACUAGAUCCUUGGAUUCUGAAAAUCUAUCUUAUGUCCUGGUUGAGAGCAGCAACACCCCCUACCCUAUGACCGUCAGAGGGAUGGUGGGCGACCGUGUAACCCUCCGCGGCAAAUUCCAGGAAAGUCUCGAUGGCGUCAUCGCUAUAACGUGGAGUAAAAUCGACAGCGCUGAUGGCGGUUCCCGGAACGCAGUCGCCAUCUGGUCCCCUAGUGGCAAAGAUGCCAGAGACAUGACCUUUGACCCGCUGAAGGAAAGGACGGCACUAAACAGGGAUGGGUCCCUGACGUUACAACCGGCCGUGUCAGCUGACCAGGGACUUUACGUACAGACGGUCCUGAUUGAUGGAGUGGGCCAAAAGGAAUAUUACGUUGCGGUGGAAAUUCAUGUGCCACCGACGGUUAGGCUUUCUAUGCCGAGAAGAGGAGAAGCUGUGGAACACACCACAUUAUCCAUCCACUGUUCCGUGGAGAACACAAGUGCCUUAGUCAGCCCUAUAUACUGGACAAAAGACGGGAGUAUCAUCGACACCAGUUUGCGGAUGUCGGUCACGUUAAAAAGUGGGGACAACAUCAGGAACACUUCGUUAGUGAUUCCGUACGUCGAGAGAAAAGAUGGCGGGAAUUAUUCGUGUGUGGCGGAGUACCUCACGGGGUUUCAGGCGGCCAGCGUUCUAUUAGACGUGCUGUACGCGGCAAAGAUCAUCAACAUCUCCAAUCCCAUCGUGCCUUUCGUCGGAGAAAGCGUCGAGCUGCUGUGUCAAGCCGAAGUCUGUGUUCAUUUCAUUCGUUGA